Molecule: messenger RNA, 2484 nt
Organism: Trichosurus vulpecula (common brushtail)
Lineage: Eukaryota; Metazoa; Chordata; Mammalia; Diprotodontia; Phalangeridae
Gene: DNAJC1
Product: DnaJ heat shock protein family (Hsp40) member C1
Exons: 12
Coding region: 423-2054 (543 amino acids)
Cellular component (GO): endomembrane system
Source: RefSeq, a predicted model, not a curated record
CCCACUUCCGGCCCUGUCAGCCUCUCCCGGGGUUGCUAGGAGACGUGAUAUCACCGGAAGCUAGACUCCUGAUAGGCUGAGGCGAAGGAAAGCCACGCCUCUUUCCUCCCCCGACCUCCGACUCCCCGCCCCCAGCCUAGCCCUGCUGGCUCUCCCGGCCCCACGGCCUGGCCCCGGACUGAGGGUCCGCGGGCAGCAAGAGCGUGGGUGUCCUUCCCGCGUCCCGGGCGCCAGCUAGCUGAGCCUCCUCGCCCCGCGCGUGGCACUGUGCGGCUCUGACGUUCCCGUUCUUCACCACCGGCGCGCCCGCCACGUCCGCGCUCAGGUUCUGUCCCCGGCGGGGAGGAGGCCCUCGCGCGGCACGGCGUGGCUCGCGCGGAGCUCCGUGCGUGGAGCACGAGGGAGCCCGGCACGCGCGCGCGAUGACUGCUCCUUCUCCCGGGCUCUGGCGGCGGCGGCCUCUGCUGCUGUUGCUGCUGCUGCUGCUGCUGCUGCUGCAGUCGGUGCCCGCCCGGGGUUGGGAGAGCGCGGAUCUGGAGCUGUUCGACCUGGUGGAGGAGGUGCAGCUCAACUUCUACCACUUCCUCGGAGUGCAGCAGGAUGCUUCAUCUGCAGACAUCAGAAAAGCAUACCGUAAGCUUUCACUAACUUUACACCCAGACAAGAAUAAAGAUGAAAAUGCAGAAACUCAGUUUAGACAAUUGGUGGCUAUUUAUGAAGUUUUAAAGGAUGAUGAACGAAGGCAGAGGUAUGAUGAUAUUCUGAUCAAUGGACUACCAGAUUGGCGACAGCCUGUAUUCUACUACAGGCGGGUGAGAAAAAUGAGCAAUGCUGAGCUGGCAUUACUCUUGUUCAUUAUUCUCACAGUGGGCCAUUAUGCUGUGGUUUGGUCAAUCUACCUGGAAAAACAGCUGGAUGAACUGCUUAGCAAAAAAAAGAGAGAAAAGAAGAAAAAAGCAGGAAACAAGAGUGCGGAUGAAGGGAAACUUACUGCUCUAGAGAAACAUGAAAGAUUGCUAAUGAAACCACAGUGGCAUGAUUUGCUCCCAUGCAAGUUGGGAAUUUGGUUCUGCCUGACUGUAAAAGCCCUGCCUCAACUAAUACAGGAUGCCAGACAAUUUUAUGAGGAAUAUAAAGAAACAAAACUGAAGGAAAAAGAAGAUGCCUUGGCUAGAGCUGAACUUGAAACACUUCAAAAGGAAAAGAAAUCUAAAGUUAAAAAAACAAAGCCAGAGUUUCCCAUGUAUACGUCAUUGGAACCGAGUGCAUAUAAACCUUCUUACGAUCAUGGAACUUCUAUAGAAGAAAUUGAAGAGCAAAUGGAUGAUUGGUUAGAGAAUCGGAACAAAAUGCAAAAAAAGAAGGCACCUGAAUGGACAGAAGAGGACCUCAGCCAGCUGACAAGAAGUAUGGUUAAGUUCCCAGGGGGGACCCCAGGUCGAUGGGAAAAGAUUGCUCACGAAUUGGGUCGAUCAGUGACAGAUGUGACAAUGAAAGCCAAACAGCUGAAGGAUUCUGUGACGUGUACCCCAGGAAUGGUUAGGCUUUCUGAACUCAAAUCCACAGCCCAGAACUCCAGGCCCACAAAAGCCACUGUGACUUUGUCAGACCACCUCAUCACUCAGAGAGAAGAGAAAGAGGUGGCAGAGGAGGAGGCCGAGGACCACAGAGAUGGCCUGGGAGAUCCGAGUGAAACCACGAUGCCCGAAACCAGGCUCCGGAGGCGCAAACCAGCCAAUGCCACUGUGAAGGAAGAGGCAGAAGAAAGGUCCAGGGGAAAGAGGCAGAAGGACUUUGACAUCAACGAGCAAGACGAGCCCAGUGACGAGGAGGAGGGCCGGAGGAGGGUGCGGAGCCGCCCCCUGGCCGAGGAGCUGUGGACGCAAAAUCAGCAGAAGCUUCUGGAACUGGCUCUCCAGCAGUACCCAAAGGGAACAUCGGACCGCUGGGACAAGAUUGCCAAGUGUGUGCCAGACAAGUCUAAGGAAGAAUGUGUGGCUAGAUACAAGCUGCUGGUUGAACUAGUACAAAAGAAAAAACAAGCCAAAAGCUGAGUCUCCUGGAAAGAAGAAUUUUCCUUUCAUUUUCCAGAAUGAGAGAAUAUUUUAAAUGUCAUCUGCAGUGAUUUGCAUUUUUGUACCUCAGUAUUUCUAUACGUCAUGUGCCUUAGUAAAAGCAAAUACCAAUAAAUCUUAUGCCAUCUUGCUUAAACAUUGACUGUGUUAAAGAAGCUAAGCUGUAUUUUUGCAUUUGGAGAACUGUUUAUCUAACACUUCAUUGUAAAGAGUCAACUGUUUUGGAAAAAUUCAGACCAAUGGCUUCCUACUGGUUUAAGACUCUGUGUGUGUGCGUGUGUGUGUGUGUGUGUGUGCGCGUGUGCGCGCGCGUGCACGUACAUACACACACGAGCAUACAUCAUGCCAGUGUGAAAAGGAAUGUAUGUAAACAAUAAACCAAUAUGUGUUAAAAAUGUGUUUCUGAAAA